Toxorhynchites rutilus septentrionalis is the source of this 1079-nucleotide messenger RNA. RefSeq lists its product as uncharacterized. The record is from RefSeq and is a predicted model, not a curated record. Lineage: Eukaryota; Metazoa; Arthropoda; Insecta; Diptera; Culicidae. The coding region runs from base 78 to 911 and encodes 277 amino acids. The transcript is spliced from 4 exons.
UCUUUGCAACCAAAGCAAGCGUACUUUUCAAGUUUCAAGUGUAUAAUCUCUGUGUUAACAAACGCAAAAUUGUAAAAAUGCCCGGAAGUGCAAGUGGAAGAAGAGCCAACAAAACUGGAAUGAUUUGGAAUCACCAUCUUGCUUCCAAGGCUUGCAAAAGAUUGGAGGACAAUUUCCGAUUUGUCUACGAUACGAACAUAAAUUAUUCGUAUCUGCAGACAAAUGAAAGCAUCGCUGGAAAUGAUGAAAUUGAUAAACCCAGAGAGAUUGAAGGUUGUGAAUCGAACCCGAAGGAUUCAUUCUAUAAUAUUAUACAGAAUAAAAUGAAUCUCAACGAUAAAAGGGGCCCAAAAUUUCUCUGCAACAAGUGCAGAUACGCUAUGCAUACGCGGCUAAGUAUGAUCACUCACAUGAAGUUUCACUUGAAACCAUUCUGUGAGGUUUGCUUUGCCGUUUUUGAAUCGCGGAAUGAUGUGGAUCGUCACAUCGGCUCCGAGCACCCUGAGGUAAUUAAUAGCGAUUGUCUUUCCGUGGUUCCAAAUAGAAGCUACUACAAUGUGCAAACUGCUGCUCCUCCUAACACACCAAACCCAACUUCCGAUGACGAGCACAAAAUGAUCGAUGUUUUGGUCAAUCCCAUCACAAAAUAUACAACGGAUGUUAAUAAUGUAGCCAAACAAAAUGAUACCGGGACCGGCGUUAUUGAUAAUAUGCGGCGCUUGGUUAUCAAUGAUGAUCCUCGAUCAGUGCCGACACGAGGGCGUCCAAGCAAGAAACAAUUCGGUUUAAAACGUCAGCUUAAGAAAAAGUUGCCUAAGUGUAGAACCGAUACUGGUAAGCCGGAAAAUGCAAUGAGAAAAAUUACCUCAAGGUUUGGUAGAGCCAUAAGCUUGAAGAUUCCGCAGUAUUGAAAAUAUUACGAUUCAAACAUAACAGCAUAUGACACGGUAUGAAUUGUUCUUUUGAAAAGACCUUAUAAAUGAAUUUCUCUUUUAUUUAACGUUAUAUAAAUUAUUAUUUCUUCAAUAAACUUACUCGCACUAUCAGAGCAGAUCAAAAAUCAACAAAUUCUUUUAUGA